Molecule: messenger RNA, 2670 nt
Organism: Hypomesus transpacificus
Lineage: Eukaryota; Metazoa; Chordata; Actinopteri; Osmeriformes; Osmeridae
Product: trichohyalin
Exons: 15
Coding region: 83-2107 (674 amino acids)
Source: RefSeq, a predicted model, not a curated record
GGAGGUGAGGGUGGCUGUGAGCAGAGAGAGAGACAACCUGAGGCUUUCAGGGGUGAGCGUGUCUCUGCUGGAGAGAGAGGAGAUGGAGAGGCAGCUGGACGGAGCCAAGACUGAGCUCUUUACAGAGCAGCGUAGAUCAAGGAUCAGACUGGACUCUUUACAAGAGCAGCUGGAAGAGGCUCGUGAGGAGCUCCAGCGUGUGAAGGAGGAGGAGAGACUUCUGAGGAGCCGCUGUGUCAGGCUGGAGGAGGAGAGACACAGGCAGGAGGCUGUGCAGCUGCAGGUCAGCAGGUUGAGGAGGGAGCUGGGGGCUCUGGAGAAGAUCCUAGCCCAGAAGGAGCUGCGGCUGCUGGGUCUCCAGGAGGAGCAGAGCGCCCUGGAGGAGGAGAGGGAGGGCCUGCGCGGGGAGAUCCAGAGCCAGGGCGACCAGCACCUCGCCGCCCUGAGAGAGGCCCAGGAGCAAGCACUCUUCCAGGGGCGGCGAGAACUGCAGCAGCAGAAAGAGGAGCUGGCUGUGGUCCACAAGGAAGAGGUUCAGCAGGUUCAGAGGCAGGCGAAGGCGGACACAGCUACAGCUCUGCAGGAACAGGCUCGGUCUCACGCACAGCACCUUGAGGCCAUGCAGACACGCAUCCAGCUGAAGGAGGAGGAGGUGAGAGAGCUGAGGGAAGCUCUGGAGGCGCAGAAGGAGGCGGCGAGGAGGCGCGAGGAGGAGCUCCUCGCUACAGCCCAGCAGAUGGUGGAGGAUGCCGUGGAGCAGCAGAGGAGGAGGGGGGAGGAGGCCGUGCAGGUGCAUGCUGGGAUGCUGAAGGAGCAGCACAGGGAAGCUCUGGAGAGAGCCGGGGCAGAGACAGAGAAGGAGAGGAGGCACGCUCUGACGCUGCAGAACACAGUGCUGGAGCUGCAGCAGAGGUUGAAGGAGCUGGAGCGGGAGGCGUGUGGCCACCAGGGGGCGCUGGUGUCCGUGCAGGCCGCACUGCGCCGCACCCUGGGAGACGAGCACCAGGCUGAGCUGCAGAGACUGUGCACACGCAUGGAACAGGAGAGACGGGAGGAGGAGUCACGGCUGGAGCAGAGGGCCUGGAGGGCGGAGGGGGAGGCGGGCAGGCUGAGGAGCCAGCUGGCUGGCAGGGAGGCGGGGGCAGAGGAGAGGACAGCCAGGCUGGAGCAGCAGAUCAGGCGCUGGGGCCAGGAGCUGGGGGCCGAGUGUGAACACCUGCAGCUGCUGCUGGAGGACAGCGGGGUCCCUGGGAGCACCAACGAGCCCCCUCACUGUCCUACGGUGGCCCAGGCUGUCCAGACCUUGCGGGCGCUCAGGGUUCAGCUGCAGCAGGAGAUGUCCUUCCAGAGACGCAGCGCCCAGCACCUCAGCAGGGACAAGGAGCGAGAGUUGCGUUUGCAGAGAGAGCAGCUGGAGAUGGAGAGAGAACAGGCGCUGGACUCACUGAAAGAGAGACUCAUUCAGGACCACAUCCAGGAGCUGAGCGGUGUGACCCGGGCCCAGCAGGGGGGAGGCGGGGCGGGAGGCGAGGGGGGCGUGGAGGGGGGCGUGGAGGGGGGCGUGGCGUGGUCCCUGCGCAGGCAGCUGCAGGCUAAAGACCAGGAGCUCAGGGAGGUCCAGAGGAACAUGGGGCAGUGGAAGGAGCAGACCAGCGUCCGUCUGGCACGCAGGUUUGAGCAGGAGCUCACCUCCGAACUGGAGAGGUGCAAGGCACGGUUGUUGAAGGGGAGGAAGGCCCCCAAGGCCCGAGAGGAGAAACAGAGGACUCUGGAGCAGCUGGGGCCCAGGUUCCCCCCCUCCUCUCCCUCUCUCCCCCCUGGGGCCCCUCCCUCUCUCCCCCCUGGGGCCCGUCCCUCUCUCCCCCCUGGGGCCCCUCCCUCUCUCCCCCCUGGGGCCUCCCCCCCAGACCUGGCCUCUCUCAAGCUGCUGCGGCACCUCCAGGGCCGGGUCCAGCAGCUCCGGGCUGAGAACCAGGCUCAGGCCUGCAGCCCCUUGCCCCCCAGCAGGGGCCACCCCAGCAGGGGCCCCAGGAGCCUGGCAGGGUCCUACCUGGAGACCGUGGGUGGUCCGAUUCAGCCCAAAGCAGAUUUCCACUUCAUGCAGUAGAAGGGGACGAUCACACACAUCUGGAUGUGUGGACCUGUGUCGUCUCUGGAUGAGUGUUUUUGUUGUCUUGCAUUCAGUUGGCACCAUCGCAGCACAGCGUUGGGUUCUGGAGUCCCUCGUGGUCCAGAGCGACCCAGAGCUGACUCCUCGACCAGGCACAACGUACGCGUGAUGACAAGUCGUUAAAGGACUUUCGAAGUGUCACUCGAUCGUUCUCCCGUAGCCUGAGCAGAUUUCGUAACUGUUUAACGACUGGCAGGUCACAGUGACACCGUCACAGUACCGCUCGUCACUUCGUCCGUUUUCUCAGCAAAGCUGGUUUUACUGCAGGGCUCAAGGUUGGGGACAGGGCGUGGGUGAAUGAGUGAUCGACUGGUUGCUGCAUACCACAGAGAUGACACAGAGGUCAUGAGGUCAGGGGCGGGAAUAGAAGCCCUCUGAGUAUCCACGUUGUCUUUUGUAAGAUUGGCUUCCAGUGUUUCUACAGUGUUCUUCAGUGAUCCUGACUUCAUAUUGAGUGGAUUUGACCAUUAAACAGUAAUGCACAUGAUUUUUUUGUUUUA